CAGAAGGGAUUAUCGUUUGAGGAACGUAGCGAAAGUACACCGAAGCCGCGGCAUGACGAAUACUGGAGCAAAAAUGUUUGCGAGGGUAACGUUUUAUCCAACCUUGCUUUAUAACGUCGUUAUGGAAAAAAUUACGACUCGGAAUUGGUACGAUAGAAUAGAUGAGACUGUUAUAUUGGGCGCCUUACCAUUUCGACGAACAACUAAACAGUUGAUAGACGAUGAAAAUAUAAAAGCUGUUGUGUCUAUGAAUGAAGAUUACGAAUUGUCUUUAUUGUCAAACACGGAAAAGGAAUGGCGCAGGUAUAACAUAGAAUUUCUACAGUUGUCUACAACAGACAUCUUUCAAGCACCUUCGCAGGAAAAAUUACAGGAUGGUGUAAACUUUAUUAAUAAAUUCCGCAAUGUAUCAGAUAAAAAAUUAGAUAAUCCAGGUACCGGCAAUAAUCGCAAACAACAUGGUACAGUUUAUGUUCAUUGUAAAGCAGGAAGAACAAGAAGUGCAACAUUGGUCGCGUGCUAUUUAAUAACAAAAAAUAAUUGGACUCCUGAAGAAGCGGUUGAUUAUAUGCGAACGAAAAGGCCACAUAUAUUGCUUCAUACAGCACAAUGGUCUGCGCUCAAGCAAUUUUAUGCGAAACAUGUACAGCCUACGUCUUAGCUAAAACUUUUUUAUAUAUUUGUUGAUGUUACUUUAUAUAAAUGAAAAGUAU
Messenger RNA from Trachymyrmex septentrionalis, 713 nucleotides. RefSeq names its product phosphatidylglycerophosphatase and protein-tyrosine phosphatase 1 (gene PTPMT1). Lineage: Eukaryota; Metazoa; Arthropoda; Insecta; Hymenoptera; Formicidae. The coding region runs from base 53 to 661 and encodes 202 amino acids. The transcript is spliced from 5 exons. Gene Ontology annotation, molecular function: protein tyrosine/serine/threonine phosphatase activity; phosphatidylglycerophosphatase activity; phosphatidylinositol-4,5-bisphosphate 5-phosphatase activity. The record is from RefSeq and is a predicted model, not a curated record. Gene Ontology annotation, biological process: protein dephosphorylation.